AUGGGGACUUCUCCUGGUACCGAGUCGAAGUCCCCCAAAUUGUCCAACAACAAGACAUUACGACAAGGUGAGCCACGUCGAAUUGUUCCUUCUCAGGCUUCUGAAUUUCGUCCCUUUUUACACAGCUACCAUUGCCACGCAAUCUACCGUUCUGUUAUCCGGUAUUGCAUUGUGUGCUUCUCCACCUGUCGUCAUUUUCGCCUCAGUCGCAGCCCACCUCCUUUGCUUGAGCUUCAAUCCACUGUGCAAGUUCGUUAUCCAACCACUCGUCGUCGUUCGCAUCGUUGCUCACACGCGUUUCUCAUUGUAGAUACAGCCUCCGACUCCAAGAUCGACCCCGCCGCCGUGAAGCCGGAUGGUGCGUCUAAUGCGGAAACUGCUAAACCUCUCGCACCACCACCCCGACCCGGACAACAACCACAAGGCAAUAAUACCCCCGACUACUUCUCUGGCCAAGUCGGCGGAUCUCUCAGCCUGGAGCCCAAUCCGUUCGAGCAGUCUUUCGGGGGUGGUGGUGGCCCAGAGACUCCGGGAGGCACGAAGCUUCCUUCUGUCGCUGCCUUGACCUCGCCAUCUUCACUUCUGCCAGUCGGAAAUAAUACGCCGUUCAACUGGGGAGGAGGUUCGCUGCGCACCGGUCCAUUGAGUCCUGCAAUGUUGUCGGGACCGGCCAACGAUUAUUUCAGUGACGCGCAUCACUUGCGAGGCGGAUUUCCAACGCCAAACGAGUCCUCGUUGAGGUCAGGACUUACACCUGGAGGCAGCGGGUCCAUGUUCCCGGCUCCAAGCCCCAACUCUCAAGCACUCUUCGCACAGCUUGCCAGUGGAGGCGCGACUCCAAGCACGAUAGACUUUCAUCGAACUGCCAUGAGCGCGGCUGCCGCCAAGCGCGAGCAAGGACAGCCUCAAACACAAUCGCAACAAGUGACAUCACAACCAGCAGACAUGCCAAACGGUGCGACGCCCACUGUUAAAGCAGAGCCGAAACAGGCAUCCGGGCCUUUCGAUCCUCACGACAACGAUGCCGCCAACGGCCUCUUCAUGCUUGCGCAAGGCGCGCAAACCAGAAACGGGAACCAAUCAUCACAAUUCUCUACAUCUAGUGCGCCCAGUCACGCUCAUCCUGCGCCAGCACCUGCUCAGAACUCCAACACAUCGCCCCAAAUGUCGACCGGAAAUGCUGCGUCAAGAGGUGCCAGCGAAGGCACCAAUGGGUCGGAAGAGGCGGAACAAACCAAGCCUGCGGCCAAAGGAAAGGGUAAGAAAGCCACGGCUGCUAGUAACGGCAGAAGGAAAGCCGAUGAUACGCCAGCCAAAGCCCCUCCCAACAAAAAGUCCAAGGGCAACGCUGGUGCAGCUAACGGGAUGUCACCUGAGGUAUCGGACGAGGAGGAGGAUGACAUGGGAGACGAUCCCAGUUCCAAGACAAAAAUGACGGAUGAAGAAAAGCGCAAGAACUUUCUCGAGCGUAAUCGGUAG
This is a messenger RNA of Metarhizium acridum CQMa 102, 1479 nucleotides long. Lineage: Eukaryota; Fungi; Ascomycota; Sordariomycetes; Hypocreales; Clavicipitaceae. The record is from RefSeq and is a predicted model, not a curated record.